AUACUUUUAUUUUGUGUGGAUUGCAAAAAUAGCCUUGUGCUUCCCAUCCAAAAAGAUUUGGCCGUGAGAUGGCGUGAAGUUGGCCGUGAAGGUCGUACAUCUGGCACCCUGCUCAGUGACUGUUUGGCCGUGAGAUGGCGUGAAGUUGGCCGUGAAGCUCGUACAUCUGGCUCAGUGAACAUGGCGGCACCGGAGGGGACGAGUGUUGAGACUCUUACUGUAACACUGAACACACUGAGGACACUCAGAAGUAGUGUUACCCUUUUUUUCAAAUUCAUUUCAGAAGGCAAUAGAGAUGAAAACAGUAAUGAAGGCGACAGCAGUGUACACGAGGAGGCAAUGAAGGUCAUGGCUGAUGUUAAAUGCCAUUUACGAGAACUGGAGACUCAAGUAGCAGGUCUUAAUCCACCCUCAAACCCUGUAAAUCUGGGUAACACAGGGCUCUUGUCCUUGGACCCCUCACCAGAUAAACUACCACUCUACUACCAGCUUCUGGACUGUUAUACUUGGAUGGAGAAGGUACAUUGUUACUCCACCAUAAUGCACUCACUCUUUUCUGGAAACAAUCUCAAGAGAUCAUCGAUAUCAUUACCAUAUUCUGCUAAGAGGAGACGACCUGCUUCAUUAAACCACAAUGUACCUCAACAGCAAGUUGACAUGCUGAUUCAAGGAGUUAAUCAGAUGUUUCAAGACAUGACUCUAAACAUAUCCCGACCCUUUGGUAACAAUGCUGUAGUCCAGGUAUGUUAAUCCUUUCCAUUCAUGUAAUUACUUAUGUAUAAUUUAGGAGGCCAAAGUAUUGUA
Molecule: messenger RNA, 804 nt
Organism: Homarus americanus (American lobster)
Lineage: Eukaryota; Metazoa; Arthropoda; Malacostraca; Decapoda; Nephropidae
Product: mediator of RNA polymerase II transcription subunit 27-like
Exons: 4
Coding region: 181-750 (189 amino acids)
Biological process (GO): regulation of transcription by RNA polymerase II
Cellular component (GO): mediator complex
Molecular function (GO): transcription coactivator activity
Source: RefSeq, a predicted model, not a curated record